Molecule: messenger RNA, 1343 nt
Organism: Cladocopium goreaui
Lineage: Eukaryota; Dinophyceae; Suessiales; Symbiodiniaceae
Source: the annotation of a GenBank genome assembly
AACAUGGCCGUUUCACAGCUCGUGCCAUGGUGUCCUUGCGGCGUGGACUUUUGUACGUCGUAUUGUUUGGAUUGGCUCUCUCUAUUUGCAGCAAUAUUUUUGAAGUAAAUCGACAACUUUGGGGCAACUCGCCACUUCCCGAAGUGCCAAAUGCACGUGCAAGUCUGGAAAGUACGAAAACUUGCUGUUUCAAGGGCAUUCGUUGCGACCCAGAUGAUUCCUACAAUAUUUUUGUGAUUCAGUCUGAACGGAAAGAUGGUAGACUCAAAUUGAUGUAUGCGCCGAUCACGCAGUCCCUCGUCACUGGCUUGCAAAGCAGAGAGGAAGAAUGUGGCUACACCACUAUCAAAGUACUCCCGGAGACAAAGAGUGACAUCUUCAAGUACCCUGUGAUGCCCAGAUCAGGUGAUGUCAUCAUUUACGUUGGUACUUUGAAUUCCACGACUUUCAUGAACCGCUGCCGAACACAGAUGAUUCCCAACAGAACCUAUUGCAUCUGGUAUCAGGUGGAACCCAGAGAGUGGCCCAAUGCAUCGUUAUCUCCACUGGAGGAUUCAGUGUGUGAAGUUUGGGAGUACACCAGGGGAAACACUCCAAAGGCGCCCUUGGUACGCUACGUUCCGCCCGGGUUUCUUCCCACCGAAGCGGAUGAAACAACUAAUGAUCAGCUGGUGAUGAGGAGAGCUCAAAGUAUGAAUCCUGCCACACUGCAGUGGUACUUUAUUGGUCGACUUGGCCCGAUUCGGCAGAAAUGUUGGGAUAAAUUGCAGUCCUUGAAAUAUUUCCGGAAACAUGAGCUGAAAAAAAUUCCUCAAGGGGGUGCCAAGGGUUAUCCAAAGGUCUAUACCAUGGAAGACUGGAGGAAUCUGGGCCGAAAUUUGAAAAAUGUGAUCUUUCUGAACAUCCACCAAGCGUGCAAUCGUGAUCAGCCCUUGGAGACUAAACCUUUAGAGACGGUGCGUCUGGCACAGCUGCUUAGCUUGGGUUUUACGGUGAUCUCAGAAGAGGCGAAUAGUCUGGACAGCGAGCUUUACAAGGACAUAGUUCUGGUGGAGAAGGAUAUUUUUCACGAAAAGAAGUGGAGUCCAUCUCUGGUGCGGCUCCUCCAAAACAAGUCUGCCCUGGUAGAGUGGCAACUGUCAGCCUAUCAUCUCUUCAAGCAGCUGUUUCGACCCAGCAAGUUGUUACACGAUGCUCAUGUUUGGGAUGGCGGAAUGCUGAUGCAAAGUUCCUGUCAGACUUCGCUUAACUGAGGGCAGCGAGCACUCAAGGGGCCAUGGCACCACUAAGGGGUCAUCCCAGCAAGCCCAUGGCGAGCCGAGGGGUUUGGAUGGCGUGAAAAA